This is a messenger RNA of Dissoconium aciculare CBS 342.82, 3380 nucleotides long. RefSeq lists its product as uncharacterized. Bases 155 to 2935 code for a protein of 926 amino acids. The transcript has a single exon. The record is from RefSeq and is a predicted model, not a curated record. Gene Ontology annotation, cellular component: anaphase-promoting complex. NCBI's taxonomy places the organism in Eukaryota, Fungi, Ascomycota, Dothideomycetes, Mycosphaerellales, Dissoconiaceae.
GAUUGUUCACAGGUACGGCGGGAACCAAGUUGUGUGUAUAUUCACGCCCAUAUUUCCAAGCUGAAACCCAUUAUCGUUCGAGAACACGGACUCACAUGCUCUGCGACCGGAACAAGCAGUUUCUGCGCAAUGAGUGAUGCUCGCUGCGAUAGCGAUGCCGCGCAUGAACGGCCGAGGUGACGAGAGUAUCCUUUCGGUCUUCCCGCCGCGAGCACAUACAGUUCCAACGCCAGAUGGGACGCCUACGAUCGGGUCAUUGUCAUCGCCAGCCAGGCCUUUCGGCGGCUUCGCGGCUGUUGACGAACAGCAGCCCGUAGAUGGUGUUGUCAAAUUCACUCGCGCCUGGAGCGUCGUGACGCGUCAUUUGAGUCCGCCGGCAGGAUUACAUAGGACCGCCAAAUUCCGUAGUCCUUCAAAUGAGAUCAAGUCGGCGUUCCAUUACCUUGUAAGCGACGACUCGUCGAGGUCCGAUCUGACAACAUGGUAUCGAUCCGAGAUCAAUACUCAUUUCCAAAGAGAUGUGGCUCAAGAGUUGCGCGCCUGGAAAGAGCCGAUCCUCCUCGGCGACAUUCACAACGUUCUACUUAACACAGUGAUGGUGCUGGAGAAGGCUCAAGCAAUCUAUCUGAGAGUCAACGAUCCUCUGCUUGAAAGCCAAGAUCUCUUCCACGAUGAUUUUCUUCAAAGCCUCAAGCGCGCCGUUCACGCGCUCUUUCUACAUUACCUUCCAUAUACGAGGCUGGAAAUUGCUCUAGCGUAUCUCACGUUGGACACUUUGAAGUCGAGUCUUCAUUCAGAGAACGAUCCGGAAUUCUGUCUUCAAUCUGGCUGGUGCCACUGUACAGUGGCUUUGGACAUUGAAUUGCUGAAACGAGUUCAGCAGGUUGGCUUGGGCGGUGACCUAGCAGAGCGGGCACUUGCUCUAGCGGUGCAUGACUUUUUGGCAGGCCCUGCAAUUCAGAGGCGAUGUUUCGCUGUAGAAUGGAUCGCUAGGGGCACUGUUGCUGGUCGGCUCAAGGGUUGGAUCCGAGAGUGCUUCUUCCCAAUCAUUGCAGAAGCUAUGUCUGUACUGGAUGGUGAACUUUCCCACUCAAUAGCCGACAAGCUCGACAUCGAGCAAAUGAUAACGAUGGCCAUGACAUGCCUCGGCCGAAGUCGUGUCGCAGCAAUAUAUGAUUACGUCAGGACGUGGCCUGACAGUCAAGGUGCACUUCUCGACAUUAAAGAAUAUCUCAGCGAAGGCAGCAUCGCUGUCAAAGCACACUUAUGCUCAAGCUUCUCCGAGCAGGUUCGAAGGCGUUUGCUUCAUGCUGGAGCCAGUACGACGGAGAUUCUCGGAGUCUACAUCAGCGUCAUCUCAUCGUUGAAGCUCUUGGACCCUCGUGGUGUCCUUCUAGAGAAGGUCGCCUUUCCGAUCAGGGCGUAUCUGCGAAGCCGAGAUGAUACUGCGAACAUCAUCGCGCGAAGCUUCCUGGCCAGAAUCGAUAGCUCAGGUCAAAUCGUGGCUGAUCAGCAUGACGAUCAAGCGAUAUGUAUCGACAUCACCAGAGAAAUGGCAAGUUGUGCACUUGACGCUCAAGAGACAGGGACGUUGAACUGGGCGGAUAUGGAUUGGACGCCGGAUCCUAUUGACGCUGGACCUGAAUUCAAGUCUUCGAAAACGGACGAUGUCGUGGCACAUAUUUUUGGCCUCUUCGAUCACGACGAUCUCAUCAAAUCAGUCACGAUAGCGUUCGGAAACCAUCUCAGAGGGACUGUAGACCCGGAACUCAUCAUGGAGACGAAACUGAUCGAAUUGCUCAAAUCUCGACUGGAUGUUUCCAAACUUCAGGCCAUCGAAGUCAUGCUCAAGGAUGUUCGAGAGUCGAUCGUCCUCAACCGACGCGCCAACCCUCAACAACACCGCACCAACUUCUUGGCCGAGCCUGACGCAAAGGAGAUCGCAGCAGCCCUCCCUGCGGACGGUAUCACCCUUCACGAGCUAUACGGCCGGUUCAAAUCACGCAUGUCCCUUCCGAAAUUCACCGCAGUGGUGAAGCUCACCGCGCACAAACGUGGAGAUCUCUACUAUUCCAAACGCAACCGACUCCCCCUCUCCGAAGAGGAACCCCAAUCGUCCUCCCACGCACACGAGGAAAUCCAAUUCGACGCCAAAGUCGUCUCGGGAUAUUUCUGGCCGCAAGAACUAGAGAAGAGCCAAGCGAACUGGAGCCUGCCCGGCAUCCAAGCGCGCAAGGAAACCUACGCGGAGGUCUUCGCCAACAGCGGCGGCCAGCAGAAGCUCGAAUGGGCCGCCGAGCACGACACCAUGGACCUCGAAUUGGAGCUCGAGGACCGCACCGUCCACCUCCGAGGCGUGCUCGCCUGGCGCUGGGCCGUCCUCGACGCCUUCAACGACCAGGGCCCCGAGGACGCCGACGCGUCCAAGAGCAGCGCAGGCUUCAGCGCGGCGGAGAUCGCCGAGCGAACCGCGAUGCCCGAGGACAUGAUUUUCAGCGCCAUCGCGUUUUGGGUGAGCAAAGACAUCCUGUACCAGCGCCGGCCCGGGCACUACGCGAUCCUCGAACGCCGGGACCUCGACGUCGAGCAGCAGCAAAGGCAGCAGCAGCGACAUCCCCGGGACGACGACGGCGACGGCGACGGCGACGGGAUCCCCGCGGCGGGAGACGACCCCAUGCUGGAGGAAUCCCUGCUGCAGAUCAACCUCGACGAUGCCGCGUUCCGGAGGGCCGCGCCGAUGAUCGAGGUGUUCAUCCAGAACAUGCUGAAGGCCGGGGGCGGACGGAGCGUGGCGGGCCCGACGGGGAUCACGAUGAUGUUGACGAUGAUGAUGCCCGGGUUUUCGUACGGCGAUGACGAGGUCAUGAGGGUGUUGGAGGGGAUGAGGGCGGGCGGGGCGGCGACGGUGGAGGGGGAGCUGUGGAGGAUCGUGUGAGGAGGAGGAGAAGUCCCCGACGACAAUCGGUCUGGUCUGGAUGACGUCGGGACUCAAUGCCAUCCAUCAUCGUACCGGGAGGGAGAGAACGUGGAGAUGGCGAAUCGAAGAGUUGAUGUGGAAAUUUCAAAGUUUCAUUCGAUGCACGGGUGAGCUCUUUUCAACAUCUUCUUUUCUUUUUUCCGAAGAAAGCCCUCGCCGUUGCUUAUAGUACAGGGUAUCGUUACAUGUAUAUCUUUGUUGCGAAGAUAGAAGAACCGCACAUGAGUGUCCUCCCGAAAGAAAAGAAAAGCCCCGCCAAUGAAUCGCCAAUCCCGUCCCAAGUGCAGAAAGAAACACUCCACUCGUUUGCGCCAUGCACCUUGAUUUAGGCUCUAGCGAACAUAGAAGUGCGUUGAAAGAAAAACAGUUCGGUCAUGCUGGCUGGAUCAGAGAGACUUCUCGU